UGCAGUUUGCUUCCCAUCCAGACGCUGACGUAACAGCAAACUGCAACCAGGAGAAGUCUUUCUUUGGACAAAACAAAAACUUUUAGAGUUGCCUGUGAAAAGUCUUUAACCUUUAGUGUUUUUAGACUUUAAUAUUGUCUGCCAUGUCCUAGACUAACAUGUAAAAUGCUGUUUUUGCUUGUUCCCUUUAGAGUGCGUCAGUGUCCAUCAAACAUUUUGGGGAAGUGUUUUUUGGCAGAAAGAGGAACUUCAACAGUCUAUAGAGUCACAAAACAUUGUCAUCGAAAAAGAAUACAGACACUUUUAUCAAACUAUCCAAUCGCACCAUGGAAUCUCAACCGUUUUGGACCCUUUUCUUCAAGUUGACAUGGAUACCUGCAUUUUUCCUUCUCACUGUCUGUUCAGCAAUGGAUUCACCAAGUAUCAGUCUGGAGCGCGAAGUCUUUGUGGCCUUUAGAGGUGAAAAUCUCAACAUUACAUGCAAUUUGAUCAAAGCAGUAAACCAAACGGAAGAUGGCUGCUUGACAUGCUUUGAUCCAAAAAACAAAACAAUAUACAAUAAUACCAUCCCCACAAUGGAUACCAAACAGGAAAGAUUUUCCUGGCAUCUGGAGCUGAAAAACCUGAAGCUUUCAGGACUUUACUCCUGCCAGUAUCAAACGGUGAAGGUGGAUUGGUUUCUUCGAGUGACAGAUGAAGGCUACAAGGAACCUGUUAACACAGAGUUCAUCAUCAUGGCCAUUUUCACGGGUGUGCUGUUGAUCUUCAGUGUGCUCGGCUCGGUGUAUGUCUUCAGAGGACAUUGGACUGAGAAACAUGGAGCUGGCGAGAAAAAACAAAAGCAAAGCCAAGAAGAGAAGAAGGUGACAAAGAAGGAGGACGAUAGCUUGGAUGCAACAGCAGCUCAGUCCUACUAUGCCAGUCUAGAGCCUCGUCCCAGGUCUAUUUAUGAUGUACUGGACAGCUCACCUGCCAGAAGAGAGAAUGACCAAGACAAAGCCAAACCCAUGAAAAAGGAACCACCCAAAAAGGCAGCGCAAAAGACAAAAGACAAGGAUGAAGGUGUUUUUGAGUCUGUUUAUGAGAACUUUUAGAUCAACUCGUGAUUGUGGGAUCAUAAUCCAGCGCUUUUCUACUUUAAUCUCAUCUGUGUCAGCGACACUGAGAGAAUCAUCUUUCAAUAAAAUCAACAAAAACCACAAAUGCAAAGUAAAAGUAGUUUGGUACAACACAAAGAUUUCUAAAAGUGUGUAAAAAAUGUAAAUGAACAGAAGCAUUCCCAUCAGAAUGAGCACAGUGUAUCAAAAGUACUAAAGGUUUUCACUAAAUACUACGACUGUACUAUGUAAAAGUCUUUAGCUACACCUCAUUUCUUUAGAUUUUGUGCACCAAUUUAUUCAAACAGCCAAGGCAAAAAGAGAGUUUGAACAGUUCUAAUGAGCUUAAAAGUCAGUAUUCAGUAUGAGCACCUAUAUUUUCCACCAAAGCCUGAAAUUUCUUGCUCAACUUUCUUGUCAUUUCUUUAAGUAGUCUUUAGGAAUAGUUCUCCAGGCAUCUUGAUGGAUGUUCAAUGCUCUUCUUUGGAUGUUGACUGGGUUUGCUCUAUUAUCUGUUGAAAUGAUUCCACACCGCUUCAAUAAUGUUGGUGUGGGAAUAAAGUCUGGUCUCUGGGGAGAUCAAUUCCAUAACUGACAGUGUGUGUGCGUGUGUGUGUGUGUGUUGUUGUUUUUUAAAUAUUAUUAUUGCUGGUUUUCCUUUAGUUCAGUUAGUUUGGGAUCACUUUCAUGCUCAAAAAUGGAGUAGCUAACAAUCAGAUGCCAAAUGGUUUUGCGUGAAAGAUCAAAAUCCUGUGUUUAUAGUUUCAUUCAUUUUUGACCCCCAGUUGAAUGGCAGCCCCAAACCAUGACAGAGCCUCUGCCGUGUUAUACACAUGGCUGCACAUACUCUCUGUUGUACUUCUCUCGUAAGCGCCUCCGUACUGAUGAUGAUUUAAACCAAAAAUUUCCAAUUUGGAUUCAUCACUCUAUAAGACCUGUGGCCACUGAUUUUCAGUCCAGUUCUUGUUUAAUUUUGCACACCAGAGCCUUUUCUCCCCUUUUCCAUUCAUUAACAAUGCUGUUUAACAGCCACCUUCCACUGAAACCAUUUCUGAUGAGGCUUCAGUGAACAGUACAUGGAUCAACUGAAGGGUCAGAUGUAUCUCCACUUUUUUUCCAAGUGGAGUCUAGUGUUUGAUGUCUUCUUCUCACCUUAGAAACUGUGGGUAACAGGUAGCUGAUUUUCAAUAAAUGUGUCUCUUGUCACCUG
Messenger RNA from Maylandia zebra (zebra mbuna), 2307 nucleotides. It is a transcript of the gene nfam1, whose product is annotated as NFAT activating protein with ITAM motif 1. NCBI's taxonomy places the organism in Eukaryota, Metazoa, Chordata, Actinopteri, Cichliformes, Cichlidae. Gene Ontology annotation, cellular component: membrane raft. The record is from RefSeq and is a predicted model, not a curated record. Gene Ontology annotation, molecular function: transmembrane signaling receptor activity. Gene Ontology annotation, biological process: B cell receptor signaling pathway; regulation of B cell differentiation; positive regulation of cytokine production.